CAAGACACUCAGGCCCAACAUAACAGUCCAAGCAGCCGCAUAUAUUGCUUGCACUCUCCCACAGUCCGCUACAUCUGGUAGCUGCCCUCUAUUCUUAUCCUCACUGACCUCUCGCCGCCACACAUCCGACGCCUCCACCGCUGCGCUCCGCCGUCAUGAGCACCGGCGUGUCCCCACAUCGCCUUACCCGUGUAGAUCCGGGGGAGAUAUGCGCCCCACCAACAGCUCGCGACCUGCGGUGCCGCCGGAGGUGGGGACCUGCCCCGGCGCCGAUCUGCCGGUAUCGGUGGCUCUAGAUGCCGACGCCGCCGAUGCGCCGGCCUCGGCGACGGGGCAGACCGAGGUGGUUUGCGAGGUGGCUCUGAUAACUUGUCCCUGGCGCCGAUGUGCCGGCCUCGGAGGGUUGUUAUUCACGCAGGCUGCCCGGGAGCAGGAAGCGGAUGCUGCUCGGCAGGAUGGGGAGCCUGCUUCCAAGAAGGAAGGAGUGGAUGCUGCUCCACUGGAAGGGGAUGGUGCCAAGGAGUAAGAGGGGGAGGCCAAGACGCCAAGCGUGAUAAAAAAAAAAAAGGGCUGUGCUUGAGCCAGCGGCUGUAAAUUCUGAUCCAUCGGCAGAUACCUCUCUACCGCAUCAUAUCACUGUUGCUUCUGCAUUUAGUACCGUACUGCAGAGGAUAGCGCUUGGUUGACAAUUUUUGUACUUGCUUGGUAGGGCUACGUGUAAAUAGCACUUGGGCAUAGUGGUGAACUUGUGAAGAUGGAUACUGGGUGGUGUUUUGUGAAUCACGAUAGUUUUUUCCCGCUGCAAUUGUUGACGUGCAAUUGCGGGUUUUGUUUGAAAACACAGUUUUGCUUAUCAGUUCCAAUCUCUAACCUGUGUUUGCUUUGUA
Phragmites australis (common reed) is the source of this 887-nucleotide messenger RNA. RefSeq lists its product as uncharacterized. The transcript has 2 exons. The record is from RefSeq and is a predicted model, not a curated record. Lineage: Eukaryota; Viridiplantae; Streptophyta; Magnoliopsida; Poales; Poaceae. Bases 209 to 526 code for a protein of 105 amino acids.